Blastomyces gilchristii SLH14081 is the source of this 5306-nucleotide messenger RNA. RefSeq names its product fungal specific transcription factor domain-containing protein. Gene Ontology annotation, molecular function: DNA-binding transcription factor activity, RNA polymerase II-specific; DNA binding; zinc ion binding. Gene Ontology annotation, biological process: DNA-templated transcription; regulation of DNA-templated transcription. The transcript has 4 exons. The record is from RefSeq and is a predicted model, not a curated record. Bases 605 to 3658 code for a protein of 1017 amino acids. Lineage: Eukaryota; Fungi; Ascomycota; Eurotiomycetes; Onygenales; Ajellomycetaceae.
UAAAUAAUAGCUUGGUCCUCCAGUCCAGUAGGAGUUUCUGGAAAUAAUAAACCAUCAGUUGCUGGUCAAUUCCUCUACCAUCGUAAAUAUUGUGACUUUUCUCUAUCAUCUACAGCAUAGUUAUAUCUGUACAGAGUAUGGCUUCUUGAAUAUUCCGUCUAGGCGGCGAGAAUGCUUCUUCCGUCCAGCUCGACAGUCAAAAAUGGGCACCAACACGCCGUGACAUCGCUGGUAAAUAAAAUUUAAAAAAAAAAAAAAAACUCGUAGUAAUGUAAUCUCGCUGCCUGGAGUUCUGACAAGUUAGAUUUGGCUUUUGGCCGCCCCCCCGCCUGCACGGCGUAAAUAAACGUUGAAAUCGCCUGCGGACACAUAACGACAUCGCAUCAAAUCCUAUUGGACACAGCGCUAUUCCUGAUCCGGUCUCGUCUGUGGUCGUGGUUUGUCUUUUCUCUUAUAUAUCUCCAGCACGGCGCCUGUCUGUGGUGCAGAGACUGGCUAACGUCCGUAACAUGUCUUCGAUUCUUGUCGUCGGCCUCCGCCCUCCGGUAUUACUUCUCUGUUACUGGAUCCUCUGUUUUUGCUUUUUUCUUUUUUCUUCCAUCUGAUGAAUCCUUCGGCGUUGGGCCUGUCCCAGCAACACAGUCGCUCCACGACUGCUGAGAACUCCCGGCAGUCACUCUCAGUCUUAUCCUCGACACAAGAUUCCCCCGCGAAAGUCGAGACCAAUGAUAGCUAUACUCGGGGCGGGGAUGGAGUUGGUGGAGAUGGUGGAGCGGGUGGCAAUGCGGGAUCGCAGUCGGCGGGAGGUGGAUCUGCCGCACCUCAAGGCGGCAACACCGCAACCACUUCCGCACCUCCUCGCAUACGCCGCCGCAAUCGGAUGAUCACUUCGUGCCUGGAAUGUCGCCGGCGGAAACUAAAGUGCGACAGGCUUCACCCGUGCAGUAACUGUGCGAAAACCAAGCGGGACUGCUUGUUCUUGGCUCCCGCCCUGGACCCGAGCGCUCGGAAAAAGCUUGCUGAGCUCAAGGAAAAGAUGGGCUCGCUGGAGCGUUCUUUAGAACAGGAUGUGGUGGACAGGAAGACUUCGUCCCGGGAGGGACAGGUUGAUUCAAAUACAUUGGGAGGCCUUCUGGAAAACCCGAAUGAGGGACCGAAUGCUAUCCCGGAGGACGAGAAGAACUUGAAGCCAACUUCUCUGGCAGUUCAGGAUGCUGCAUAUGAAGAUGGGUCUGACGAUGACGCUCUCGACCUUGGGUUCAAACUCGGGAAGUUGAGGAUGACGGACCGUGUUGGCGGUUUUUUUCGUCCCAAAAUUGCAGAGGAGGUUACCAUGGCCCUUGGAGAUUUAUCCGUGUCAGACAAAACCACAACUGAACCAAUACCCAAGCCCUCCAGCUUCCCGGGACCAAUUGCUGAGCCCGACGACUCCUUUUUCACCCCGGGACCAUCUUACAUUGCACCGAACUCGGACAUGUUUUUUGGAGGGGGUGGAGAACGGAGGUACUCGCUCGCAGAUUUCCUUCCAUCCAGGGCUGCCGCCAACAGAUUAUUACAACAAUACUGGGAAGCGGUUGAUCCUAUAGCCAAAAUUGUCCAUCGACCUACUUUUGAAAGGCAAUAUGAGAAUUUCUGGCUAGAAGUUUCUCGAGGGCUUGAGCCCGCAAACUCCCUACAGGCAGUUAUAUUUGCCGCAAUGUUCUCCGCUGCAAUAAGUAUGGCAGAGGAUUCGGUCUUAAGCACCUUUGGGGUCACGCAAAAGAAACUCAUAGAAAACUUCCAGUUAGCAACAGCAAUGGCUCUGGGGAAAGCGAACUUCUUGAAGACCACCAAAACCCAGACGCUCCAGGCUUUGGUGAUGUAUAUGAUUCCCAUGUGUCGAGCAGAAGUCUCGCGUGCCCAUUCGGUUCUUGUAGGGACUGCCAUUCGUUUGGCUGAGUGUAUGGGAUUCCACCGUGACCCAGAAGAAUAUGGUCUUGGGCCCAUUGAGACUCACGUUCGGAGGAUGAUCUGGUACCAUCUAUGUUUUCUGGAUAUUCGGACAAGCGAAUCACACGGGCCCCGUCUUUCCAUCCGCAGAGAGAACUUUUCCACCAAGUUCCCUCUAAACAUCGAUGAGAAGGACCUAUGUGUCCCAUCACCCGUACCACUUACUGACAAAUCUCAAUGGACAGAUAUGACCUACAUACGAAUCCGUUUCGAAUGUCAUGAGUUGCAACGGAUCAUUAACGUGGACAGGCUCAGAAUAGAGAAGAAGGGAGUAAGCUUGACACAUGUAUUGGGGAAGAUUGAAGCAUUCCGUCAGGCUGCAACAGCGAAGUUUUGCCCUCUAUUUCAAGUUCCCAAUCCAAAACCGAUACAAAAGGCUGCUCAGCUUCUUCUGUCGUUUUAUCUCAAUCGUUCAUACAUCGCAUUAUUGCAUCGCUACCAUAACAGCAUGGACCUGGUUGUUCCAGAUCGCCUAAGGCAAAUCAUAAUAACAAGUGGUACGCAACAGCUGGAGGAUGCGAUUGAGCUCGAAACAAACUCAGAAUACACACAGUGGACAUGGUCUCUAGGCGCAUUCAACCAAUGGCACACUGCCUUCCUACUCCUCGUAGAAGUUCACCAACAUCCGCUGCGCAAGGAAUCCGAUCGCAUCUGGCGAUGUUUGUACUAUGCUUUUGAGACGACACCUUCCCCCUACGAACCUGGACAAGAGAAGUACUCAGCGAACAACAGACAUAAACUCUUGGUGCAUCGGGAUCGAAAAGCCCGCGAGAUCCUAGGCCAAUUACAGCAGAGAAUGGUUCAUUAUCGCGAGAGAAGAAAACUUAGAAUUCCUGUCAGCAUGCAGGGUACGCAGGAAGCGUCGAAUCUCCAUGCAAGGCCUAGUGUUCGGAGGCUAGAAGGAGUGAAAACAUCUGAAUCUAGUCAGCCACCGAGACAUGAAGGGCAGUAUAUCUCUGUCACUUCAACCCUUGGCGGCCCUCAAACUGCGCCUAUCACUAACCAAACGCUAUUCCCACCCUCCCAAUCACAUGCUCUACCAAUGACAGCUUAUCCGCAGAGAAGUGAGCCAUACCAGCAACCAAACAUGCGUAACCCACCCACGUCAAUGUCACAGUGGCAGCCGCCACUGCCGCUGCCGCAGCAACAGCAGCAACAGCAGCAGAAGACAUCGCCACCACCUCAGUUCCACCAUCUCCCAGCCUAUUCAGAAACACCUUCGCAAGCUCAAUCUGGCCAGUUCUUUUAUGGACCGCUGCAGUCACUCCAUAAUCCCCACUGUAUGCCUGAUUAUGCUCAACGCCUCGCCCGGGGCCAGAGUCUCGACUCAGAGGCCACUUCCGAAGAUUCUGGCUCGUCAAGGUUGUGGUUCCUUCCCGGCGCUGCGUCUGGAAGCGCCGGAUUGGCUCCUCCGCCACCCCCUGUUGGUGGAAUGGCGAUGGCUGGUGGUCAAGGUUUCACCAAGGGUGGUACUCAGGAGGAUUUGCCAAUGCUAGAUAUUGACUGGAAUGAGUGGGAUAAACUUUUCCCUCCCGAAAUUAAUACCGGCGACCUGAAUCUCCCAUAUCCACAAGCACCCAUAGGAGAAUCUUCCCCACUCAGCAACUUUGAUACCUCAGAUUCUGGGUUCGGAGACCAGGGCUAUCAUCCGUACUCAUACGGUUCCUAGGCGGCUGGGCUACCUUUCCAUUUCGCAACAACAACACCCGCCCUAAGCACCUGUCCACCGGCAAGCCAACGAAAUAGCCAUCCAGAAACCCUCCACUUGGUGAAGCCUUUCAGGCCCAGUGCGCUCAUCUCCUGUAUUCUCUUUUCAAAAAACUGCGCGAGCCCGGGAAAUACAUCUUCCGUAAUAUCUUCUAUCGUGAUGUGUUCAGGCCCAUAGCCAGCCUUUUCUACCAGGCGUUUAUAUUCGGCUAUGGUUACGAAAUUUGAAAAUGGAGCAGACAGGGCCGGUGUCAGGCACCGGAGGGCGAACGUAUUUAAGCUCCUUUUAACUGUUUCGAGUGGUGAUGAGGAGUGCGACUUUGGCGGCAGAAAGAGGUCAAAUGCGAGUAUGGUUGCUUGGAGGGUGGAAUAUGAAUAUUCGAAUAGCUCCUGUCUUGAGGGAUUGAAAUGGUAUAACGCAUCGAGGCCAAGGACAUAGCGCUCUUCAGCUGGCUUUUCUCCCCCAUCAUCUCCCCCCCCCUCCUCGGCAUACUCGCCUUUUCUAAACGCAGUCGAGAUAGAUCGCUGAAUUUCCUCCGACCAUGCAUGUGGUUUCGCUGCAUCUCCGCAGAAGAGUUCGACAACCCCGCCUAUCGGCUGCUUCCUUCUUUUGCCCCAAUCCUGCGAGGAGCCACUGUCUUUAUCCGCAGAGGUAUUGCAGUUCCUUGCAGCUUCCGCUACCCUGGACUGUGCAAAUGCACAUUGCAUCUUCUCGAGGGUGAUACCGAUGUAGUGCUGAAAUAACGGCGUGGUUUCUACAUCAUCCUUCUCAUCCUUCUCAUCAUGUGAAAUUAACCCAGCCGCUUCCCCAGAACCACCAUGUGCCUUGCGAACGGCCGCUUUUUCCCUCAUCAGAUACAAAGUCUGUUCACCACACCCAAAUCCAACAUCUAGUAUAACCCUCCUUACUCCGCUUGUUGCCGUCUUUUUAUCGGUGUUCCGCUCCCUUCUUUGGGAUGUAUGCGUGGGCCGACUAUUUGUGCGCGACGGGUAGUCCACACCAGUGGCACUGGCAACCAGACUGUCAGCGUUGACAGCAACGUUUGUCGAAUCCCCAUCGUCAAAACCUGCUGUUUGCAGGAUCUUAUCCAACAAUGCGCGACAGGCGCCUGGGAAAGAAUUCGUGUUCUUUUUCAUUUUUAAACUCAUGUUAAAGGAGAGGGAUUAGUAAAUUUUUGGCACACAUGUUUUGAUUAAUUAGCCUUUCUUUUUGGAUUUUUUUUCUUUUCUCUUUUAUUCACUUGGCCAUCGUAACAUUUGGGUAUACAUAGAAGGAAGACAUUUUGUUUCUAGGGGGUUUGGGGCUAGCAAGGGGCUAGAUAUCUAUGUCGGAAAAAAAGUCCAGCAUGAAAUUAGGCAACUAGAGUGGGAAAAUUAUUUUCAACAGGGUGAUGUAUAAACAUUUGCUCUUGACAAUAGUCAAUUAUCUGAAGGCAUAUAUAUAUGGGCUAUGGGCUAUGGGCUAUGGGGUAUAAAGAAUAAAUAAAAAUAAAUAAAAUAAAAAUGGAAAACGAAAAGAGAAGAGAAGAAAAGGGAAGAAAAAGGGAAACCUACCUUCCAAUAUCCCAUGUUCAUCCACAUCUCCUCCGGCAUCAGGCUGGGCAAAUUCA